This is a messenger RNA of Aplysia californica (California sea hare), 4447 nucleotides long. RefSeq lists its product as uncharacterized. The coding region runs from base 1786 to 3237 and encodes 483 amino acids. The transcript is spliced from 2 exons. Gene Ontology annotation, molecular function: DNA binding; DNA-binding transcription factor activity. The record is from RefSeq and is a predicted model, not a curated record. Gene Ontology annotation, biological process: regulation of DNA-templated transcription; circadian rhythm. Lineage: Eukaryota; Metazoa; Mollusca; Gastropoda; Aplysiida; Aplysiidae. Gene Ontology annotation, cellular component: nucleus.
CCACACUCCACACGGCGCGCUGACGGACACACACACACACACGGUUAGCUGGACCCGCGCGCGCUGUGGGCUCAUACAUAGCGCACGUACGGCUUGAGAGACCACUCACUUACCUUGUCAGAUAAACCUGUGAGGACGACGCCUUUUGUUCCCAUUGUUCAACUUGUCAGCACUCAAUUCCAGUGACCACCGCGAUUUGCCCAAAAGACUUCUCUGGGAAAUAGAAACAUUUCAUUUUAGCAACUUACAGUUCUUUGAAGGCACUAAAGCGAAGUGACCACCACGAUUUUGUCAAGAAAAUUCGGUGGAAGAUAACAACAUAGCCUAAACUUUUCCUUUCAUUACGUUUGGUUCAUUGUAGUCACCAAGUGGAAGUGAUCGCCCAUAUUUUGUCAAGAAAAUUGAUUGGGAUAAAAAUAAUACACCACCUUCUGGUUGUAUCAGCUUGUUGCCUCGCUGGAGAAAAACUUUGUCGCAGUUUGUUGGGGGACAACUGAAGCCUGAAGUUAGAGGAAAUACUGAAUUCCCGGCAAAGUGACGGAACUUUGAUUGUGAAACAUUUGAUUUUCUGAAAACAAUUGUGUUUGUAAAACUGGUGCCGGCAAGACAUCCACUUCUUCAGAAGGAGAAUCAACACUAGAAAAAGUACAGCUCGUCUUUUCUCACAUCAAGAGAAAGCGGAGUAGAUCUACAGCAAUUUGACAAACGACUGACGGAAAUAAAAACAAGAAAAGAAGCAAACUUCUCACUCUUGCUAAAAACUGUGUGUCAAAAACAGUAUGCUUUUGUGAUUUUUUUUUAAUGGUCAAAAGUGACGUAAAUAAGGUUGUCGACUCCUGCUCCAAGGACCUGAUCUGAUGUUUUGUUUUUGGUCACGUUCAUUGAGAUUGUUCAGAACGUUUUGAACUUGACGAAACCCUGAAAAAGACCCCCUGAAGGUCGAGAACCUGGCUCCUAUUAUGACAACUUAUGACACCGAGCUUCUCACUACUGCCUUGUUUCUAGAUUCAAGUUCAAGAUAACUAGAACAACCCCGAUUGCAGCAGCCAAAGAGCAAGAUAACUAAGGCGGAGAAAUACCAUUGAAACAAAAACAAGAGAAGAAGAGAAACACUGCUGUUCGGCUCUAUCGGUUCACCGAUAUUCAUUGAACUUGUGAUAACGAACGAGCUGUCGAGAGCGAUCAAUCAAAGCCGCGCUGGAGGUUGUCUGCUUGCCAUGUGUUUUUAAAACUCGUGGUCUCGGAGCUCGGAGCGGCUGAAGAAAACAGUUGAAAAAUAUUUUCUUUCUUUGUGCGUAUUCAGUUGGUCAGAAAAUCUGUGCACCACCGAGUGGUGAGUGGUGAGUGUGUGCAAUUACACAAUACUCACAGCCAACUUCGUCUAGACACACACACACACACACACACACACACACCAUGGUGAAUAUUUCUCAUCACUCCAACAAAAACUGAUGACUGAUCUUUCUCGUGUGUUGAACUUCUCGUGACAUGACAAGAACGUAGUGUGCUGUCAACAACAACAACGACGACAACAACAACAUUGCCUACAGUAUAUAAGCUGGACCAGAGUCGAGGGUCGUCCUUUCCCUCUCACCCCCAGCUCAGGAACAGUGUCGCUGCUGUUGCUGCUGCUGUUUUAGAGUACGCGAACAACUGGACAGACAGACCCUCUCGUCCUGCCACGACAUUCCGAUCUGACAAACAGAACACACGUACGUCCAUCUUGACCAAAAGACCCACUCGUCAGUCGAGUCGCCAACAUUUCCAGAAUUCAGGGAAAAAAGAAUGCUGACAUCAAUGUAUCCCUCCGCCUCCACAUCCUCCCCGUUCCAAGAACGCAUGCUCAUGUUCCACGGGAAGCAACUCGAAGUGAAACAAGAACGUCUGGAAAGCAUGGAUGACGUCCCCUUGUCGGAGGCUCCCGUAGACAUGACAGUGUCUGGCAAAGACAGCAGUCCCAGCCCCGCCCUCUCUCGCCAGUACACCGCCGCGGACAAAGAGCAAGUGUUUCUGGACGCCAAACAUCGCUUCCGGCCAUAUCCCAUGCCCCACCCGCACCAUAAUCUGAACCACAGUUUUAUGCUGCCCAAAUAUGCAAGAGAUGGGGCGUCGUCUCCAGACGACAGUGUUGUCAACCAAUCAGAGUUCUUAAACGUUGUGGCGCCAAUUCGCCCGGAAGUCGGAUCCUUUCAGAUGAAAGGCAGUGACGGAAAACUGACAAUGCCAUCGAUAUUGGUAAAUAAUGUCGCCAGCCCUGCCUAUAGAAAUGAACUCAUGCCCAUGAAUACUCACCAAAGAGCCAAAAGAGAAUUUGUGCCUGACAAUAAGAAGGAUGAAGGUUACUGGAAUAAAAGACUGAAAAAUAAUGACUCUGCCCGCCGGUCUCGAGUGAAAAGGAAGGCUUUAGAAAAAAUGAUGGAAACUAGGAUGUUAGACUUACAAAAAGAAAAUAUUGAACUUAAACAUGAGAUGCGAGCCUUAAAAAGACGAUUUGGGUUAGACGAAAAUGCGACGCUCUCUGACGACGGGUCUUCAGAAAUGCCAGGGAGGCCUGUCGCUUCCUUUACCGCGUUAUCUCGUCCUUCAUCAUCAUCGCCAUCUCCCGAAAAACUCCAUCCAAACGAUGACCUAGACCAGCAGAGACCCGGGUCAGAUGACUCUCGAUCUAACGACGACUCUCGCAUGUACAACGUGAAUACUCUGAACCACAUGCUGGGCCCGGCCACGAGAGACAGAACCGACUCCAUCGGCAGCAGCACUAGCUCCAUGGGGAGCUCAGCCAGUGGCGCAGGCCAUUCGGCGGUAGCUCUCUCUCUCAACUCUAAACGAAACUUGCUGAGUAGCCGUGCCGGAUCCCACAGUCCUCACUCGCCCAGCCCGCUCCCCCACCGCGUGGACCUUACUGCCAUACGGACAGACAAGUCGGGGGCGCUGGAUCUGACCAGUGAGCACAGCAACCGCUCCACGCCGGCGAGAGACUCCUCAUCCCCCGAGAGUUGUACCAGCGCCCCCGAGGGCAACAACAGCGCUGUGUGUGCCGCCGCCAACAGGAGAUACAGCUUGCUCAGCACCGACGGAAGCAGCCAUGAGGACGGCAACAGCAGCAGCAGCAGCAGCAGCAGCAGUGUCGUCAAAGACUUCAAGAGCUACCCGUUUAAAUGCAGAUUGAAAAAAGAGCUCAAGUCUGCUCAUGACGUGAGUUCCCCGCUGGCUGAGGACUCCUCGGCCCGACACUAGCUCAGCUCGCAGCUCCGUGGUCGACGUUUUGUUUCAGCUAUGGUUUACAGAGGAGAGUUCAACCGAUCCUUUUUUUUCAAGGUCGUCUUAUCGGAGACGGAUGUUAAACUGGAGGUCCCGCUUCUUUAAACAAUAGUGUGUUUCUUCAAGAGGUGUGAAGCCCACAGGAUGGCAAACGGGAAAGAAUAAAUCUGGCUUAAUUGAAGGCUUCACAAACUUUGAACACCAUAAGUCUUAGGUCCAGAGAGUUAGCUUCCCUGCAACAUUCGCAGACCAGACCAUUCAUAUAGAGGCAUCAGUCAUUCAUGUCUUGAACGUUUAAUUAUCGAGCGUUAUCGUGGCUCUCAGAAACAUCGUAUAGGAAGGACAGAAUUUAUUGAUCUCAUCAGACAUUGAUCAUUGUUCGACUCCUUUUGACCGCCGUGAAACUGCCCCCCACGUCACAACGUCACAUUCCCUGGAGAUCUUUACGAUUACCAGAACUGUGUCGACGUUGGGGGGGGGGGGGGAUCACUCAAACAUCACAGUGGAAGAACCAUUCAAGUAAGUUUUGCCGAGAGAAUUUGACAUUUUUGUUUUUGCUCAAGAACUCUGUAAAGUUAGAGCCAUUAUGAAACAAUACAUAGGACCCAAGACCUCGGGCUGGCUGGCCCCAUCACUGGCGGCUGUUUGGGUCCACACGGACCUGUGGAGUCAGUCAGUCACUUUCCGGGAGGCAAUCAUGACGUCACACAGACUCACAGUCCCAGUCACACUCACAGUCAGUUACAGUGCGUACAUGUUACGUGUCUUCAGUUGGGAGAGUUCGUGCUCAGGUCGUCCAAGGUCCGUACAGUGACGCAGCCCUCAAAGAACAAAGUCUUUCUCGUCACUUCUCAUUGAAAGACGACGGAUCGGCCUCUCGCCAACAAAGAAUCAUCGUUUUAUGUAUGCAUUUUUUAAAAUGUGUGUAGCGUAUCUCUUUUUUCUCCUCCUUUUUUCAUCUGAUAGCCACACAUCAUGCUAUUCCCAUUUCUCUACUUUGUAGCUUUGGUUUGUCAUAGUUUGUACAAUAUUUGCCCCAUCUUAUUCAUAUUUUUUGGGGAGAAAUGUUAAAAAAUGGCAUUAUAAUAAUUUGUACCCCUUAUUUUGACAUCUACUUGUGCUUUUCAUUUUUGUAUUUUGUCAUGCGUUAUUUUGAGUGACUUAAAAAUCACUGCCCCUCCUCCCU